Aureobasidium melanogenum CBS 110374 is the source of this 1923-nucleotide messenger RNA. RefSeq lists its product as uncharacterized. The transcript is spliced from 5 exons. The record is from RefSeq and is a predicted model, not a curated record. NCBI's taxonomy places the organism in Eukaryota, Fungi, Ascomycota, Dothideomycetes, Dothideales, Saccotheciaceae. The annotation marks the transcript as partial.
GCACUUGCCAGAUACCUCACAGAGCUCGUCGAGAAACCCAUCACAUUCGAGGAAUUCCGAACCACUCAGAAUCAUCUGCUUACUCCUUUGUGUCGGCAUCUGCUCCAUGACGUACACCACCCAGCAUUGGUUGCAGCACUGCUCGUUCUCAAAGGCCACUUUGUCACCCUUGAGGCCGACGAGGAGCAGGGUAUCCACGCCGCUAGAGGAUUCGCUUGUGAAGCGGUCGCUACAAGAUUUAUUAUCGGAUUGGCUGACAGGGAGAUAAUCGAUUCGCUUCUUUACGAGUUACAAAUUCCUGAUAUUUCGGAGACUGACAACCAAAUCGUGGAUGAAAAUCAGCCGGAGCUCCUAUCACCGGCCACUGAACAAUCUCCCCUGCUGCCACGAUCGAGUCUACGUUCUCGCGGAAGCUACAGAAGCAGGCUCACCAUUCCGGAAGCCUAUGACGGAGCAGCCGAAGAGUCAACUGCUGCUUCUGAUGCCGAACUGGCCGAACAAUUCGAUGGUCUCAAUGCCUUAGAAAUCGCAGCUGUGUCAGGAGCCAAGAAGUUCCUCUGUCAAAAACAGGUCCAAAGAAUCAUCAAUGCAAUUUGGACUGGAGACAUCAUGUUCUGGAACAAACUCAGCGCGGAUGCGCAGAAAAAGGCACAAAUCUACCAGCGCAAGUCCAUGGAUCCUUACUGUCGCUUGCGUGUCCCCAUCUAUCUCAAGGCCUUUGAAGUCCUCUUCUUUAUCGCAUUUCUCGCAUUUUAUUUCGCUGUUCUGAUGCAGCGCUCGUUCUAUUCGGUAACCACAGCUGAGGUCUUCCUCUACAUCUGGAUCGCGUCAUUUGCUCACAACGAAAUUGGAGAGUACUGGGACGCUGGUUCCACAACCUUCUAUCUCGCGGACUUUUGGUCUCUCUGGGAUUUGUUCGUGAUUGGCAUUGGAGUCGCAUUUUUCGUCACUCGUAUGAUUGGCCUGCAUCAAGGAAGCGACAAAAUCAUCGACACAUCCUUCGACAUUCUGGCACUUGAAGCACUGUUUCUUAUUCCUAGAAUCUGCUCUCCACUGCUCUCCUUGAAUCCUUAUUUUGGCACCCUGCUUCCAUGUCUCACUGCCAUGACAAAGGACUUUCUCAAGUUCCUUUCGCUUGUGGCAAUAUUGUACUGUGGUUUCUUAUCGACCUUUUGCCUUCUAGGCAGAGGCCAGUUUACCUCCCGUCAGAUGGCCCUUAUUCUAACGAAGGUGUUCUUUGGAAGCUCAUAUCUGGGCUUCGAAAUAAGCGAUAAGAUCUCACCCUAUCUUGGACUUCCGUUGAUGCUAAUUUUUAUAACGUUGACACAAAUCCUUCUGAUCACUUCGCUCAUCUCGAUUUUGUCUAACAGUCUCUCAAAUGUUCUCUCACAUGCCAGGGAAGAGUACCUAUAUGUUUACUCGGUCUUUGUGCUCGAAGCUUCAACAUCGAACAGACUCACCUAUUUUGUUCCUCCUUUGAACCUGUUCUCACUUGCUCUGAGACCUCUGAGACUGUUCUUGUCUGCCGAGCAAUUACGCUACAGUCGCAUUGUAGUUCUCAAGAUGACUCAUUUGCCUCAUGUACUGCUCAUCAAUUUGUACGAGAAGAUGCAAUCUGUGCGUAGAAAGAACACUACUGGAUUUGGUCUAGGAUCGCCUCGAGGUAUCGAAAAGCCACCCGGUUGGAGACGAUCUGUCUUGAACAAGAGACUUUCAACGCGAUUUCCGCUAUUGGCGCCAAACUCGAGACCGGACACGGGCGUGGACCAAUCGCAGGGCUCGUCAGUCUCACAGCCUUCGGCUUCUGCAGCUCCCGUCAACGACAUGAAGGCCGUGCUCGAUCAGCUCACUCUGCAGAUAGCACAGCUCAGAGAUGUGAUCGAAGAGCAAGAGCGCCAGCUCCAAGCGAACAAUACAGAUUAG